Messenger RNA from Punctularia strigosozonata HHB-11173 SS5, 913 nucleotides. RefSeq lists its product as uncharacterized. The record is from RefSeq and is a predicted model, not a curated record. The transcript has 6 exons. NCBI's taxonomy places the organism in Eukaryota, Fungi, Basidiomycota, Agaricomycetes, Corticiales, Punctulariaceae. The annotation marks the transcript as partial.
CAAUUCGCAACGUUGGACAUUGGCUCGGCUCUCCGUUCCUGGUCUCAUUCUUUGCACCCGCACAUUCAGGCAUAACAGCCCCCCUUCCGCUCGUUUCGUCUAGACGGCCGUGUUCUAUCGUACGAAGCCUUUGUCCUCGGUGGACAGCGUGGAUGCGUCCCCUCGAGUGAUAUGCUACUAUAUGUCUCCUUGACGGCCCUUAUACUCGCUUUAUUGCUCCCAUCAUCCGUCGCCCAGACCGUCACCGUAUCGGCUGGUGACCCGAGGAUCACGUAUUCCGGGUCAUGGUCAGACCAGGACAAUGGAGGGCACCGGUUCUCGGGCAACCCAGGCGACGGAAUCACCUUCACAUUCCAAGGGAGCUCCAUCUCUUACCUCUCUCGCCACAACUUCAACGGAGGUGUCGCGUCUGUGUCUGUUGACGGGGGUUCUUCUUCGUCGGUUGACGAGUCCGCCGGGACUACCAACGGCGAGGAUCCGGUCGAGGCCGUCCUGUACACCAAGUCGGGUCUGGACGGGAGUAAACAGCAUACCUUCCAGCUCACCAUCACCGGCGUCGGCCAAUAUGGCGGCUCUUACGUGGAGGUGUACGGACUAGAGUUCGCCGAAGGUGGCGCUAUUAGCUCCUCGACUACUCAAGCCGGCUCGGGCCAACAGACCCAAACUCAAACACAGACUCAAAUUCAGACCCAGACCCAGACCCAAACGCAGACUCAUACCCAAACUCAAACACAGACGACGCAGACGCAGCCCGUCCAAUCGACGGAGACGCAGCAACAGCAGAAGACGCGUUCCGGGAUAGACUCGCUCCUAACGACGACGACCACAAACGCCGCCGGCCAAACCGUCACCCUCAUCAUCUCCUCCUCGCCCGCCUCCACCUCCAACUCAAGCCCCUCCUCCUCGUCCUCAC